UUUCCUGCUUCAGGGUAUAGAAGAGUGAACAGGGAAGUGCAACCCAUGGAUAACCUGUUUUACGAGCAGCAAAUCGACAUGGUAAAUCCCAUCAAUAUAAAGGUUGCAUUUCUUUCGAUAUUUUUAGUUGACACAAAACAUUUGGACCAUUGAGAUCCCCCGAUCGAAAUUUUCAGUUUGUUAUUCAAGGAAAUAAGAAAAAAAAAAUGACAAAACUAUCGUUGGUUGUGUUUGUUUGGAUUUGGCACUGUGCUGUCUAUGGCCAGUUAGCCCUAAAUAAUGUUGAUUACAUCCCCUACACUUCUACGUUCUUGAGUCAACCGACUAAACAAAUAAGAGCAGCUAGAGCAACUGGUCGAUUGGGAAAUCCACAGAACAUUAGGGAUGCUUUAAGUCUGAGUGCCAUUUCCUUACAACUAAAUAAACAAAUUGAAUCUACGACUGCCAGCAUAACAAGUCAACUAAAAGAUACGAAUGACAAAUUAGAAAAAACUAGCGCAGAUUUAUCCAGUACGCAAAAACAGGUUUCUGAUUUGAUGGAGGCACUGACAAAAGCAAAUGAUGCAACGAAAGCUGCACAAGCAGAUCUAGACAAAACUAACAGCGCUCUUUCACAAUGGAGUGCAGCACUGAAAGCAAAAGCCUCAAAAGAACUAUAUGGCGCCGUUUCACAUUUUACUGCAGCAUUGGAUGAAAAAGCCUUUAAAGAAGAAAUGGAUCACGCCGUUGGACAAUUGACUACAGCAUUGGAUGCAAAAGCCUCAAAAUCAGACCUGGAAGCAACGAAUUUAGAAGUUUCAAAGUUGAAAGUACUUACGAGUCCUAAUUCUAAUGGGUCAAUCCCCACCUCAUGUGAAGACCUCCAAACUUUCGGCUUUGUCAAAAGCGGAAUCUACUCCGUUAUGAUCAGCAAACAAGUCCAAAACGUCUACUGCGAUUUUUCUAAAUCAAACGAUGCAGGUUUGCAAAAAUGGAUUGGUAUCGUCGAUGUAAAAUCGGCACCUGUUUAUUUCCACGCUCAACGGACAACUAGCUAUUCGACUGUCGGCAGCGUCGUUCCAUUUGAUUCAAUCAAACUCAAUGUUGGGAAUGCCUUUGACCCUUCCGGAGUAUUCGUCGCUCCUGCACCAGGAAAAUAUUUUUUCGGUUUUUCGGGUCUUAGUGAUAACGGUGCCCUCGCAAGAGUUGUGUUGGAGGUGAAAAAUGCAAGUUCAUUGGAUUGGUCCAGAGUUGGAGAAGGGUACGGUGACAAUAAGUUUAAGACUUUCGCUUUCCACGCUACAUUGGAACUCCUCAAAGACGACCAAGUUAGACUGGUCUUGACUCAAGGAGCCAUUCACGAUAGCGAUAUACAUUUUUACACUAACUUUUUCGGUGUUUUUAUCGCGCAAAACGAAUUAACGGUUUAAUUCUUUUUUCUGUUCUGAAAAUUCCUAAUCUUGAGUAGUAAUUUCUGUCUUUAUUACUGGACAUCAAUGUUUUUCUUAGCUGACACAACAUAGUAGCUCACAUUAAUUGGUUAAUGAAAACUUUUUCGGAAAUAUACGUGAGAGAAGAAUUAAAAUGAGCAGGACCA
Daphnia pulicaria is the source of this 1576-nucleotide messenger RNA. RefSeq lists its product as uncharacterized. Gene Ontology annotation, molecular function: protein binding. Lineage: Eukaryota; Metazoa; Arthropoda; Branchiopoda; Diplostraca; Daphniidae. The record is from RefSeq and is a predicted model, not a curated record. The transcript has 9 exons. The coding region runs from base 207 to 1409 and encodes 400 amino acids.